This is a messenger RNA of Oncorhynchus mykiss (rainbow trout), 4550 nucleotides long. The record is from RefSeq and is a predicted model, not a curated record. Lineage: Eukaryota; Metazoa; Chordata; Actinopteri; Salmoniformes; Salmonidae.
UCAACAGGUGAAGAAACAACAGGGCCAGUUGGCAUUACUUCCAAUCCCACGACUUCAACCACAACAACUGCAGAGGUAAUUACACCUACCACAGGUGGAACUACAAAAGUUGAAGAAACCACAACGGAGACUAUUCCAUCAACAUCCACAGUGCCACCUAAAGUUGUCACCUCUGGCCCAACAACCACUUCCACCACUGUAAUUGUUGAAACGUCUACCUCAACAUCACAGUCCACAAUAACAGGUGAAGAAACAACAGGGCCAGUUGGCAUUACAUCCAGUCCAAUGACUUCAACAACAACAACAAAGGCACCCACUACAAAUGCAGAGGAAAUUACACCUACCACAGGUGGAACUACAACAGUUGAAGAAACCACAACGGAGUCUAUUCCAUCUACAUCCACAACGCCACCUAAAGAAUUCACCACUGGCCCAACAACCACUUCCACCACUGUAAGUGUUGAAACCUCUACCUCAACACCACAGUCCACAUCAACAGGUGAAGAAACAACAGGGCCAGUUGGCAUUACUUCCAAUCCCACGACUUCAACCACAACAACUGCAGAGGUAAUUACACCUACCAUAGGUGGAACUACAAAAGCUGAAGAAACCACAACGGAGACUAUUCCAUCAACAUCCACAGUGCCACCUAAAGUUGUCACCUCUGGCCCAACAACCACUUCCACCACUGUAAGUGUUGAAACCUCUACCUCAACACCACAGCCCACAUCAACAGGUGAAGAAACAACAGGGCCAGUUGGCAUUACUUCCAAUCCCACGACUUCAACGACAACAACUGCGGAGGUAAUUACACCUACCACAGGAGGAACUACAACAGUUGAAGAAAGCACAACGGAGUCUAUUCCAUCUACAUCCACAACGCUACCUAAAGAAUUCACCACUGGCCCAACAACCACUUCCACCACCGUAAGUGUUGAAACCUCUACCUCAACACCACAGCCCACAUCAACAGGUGAAGAAACAACAGGGCCAGUUGGCAUUACUUCCAAUGCCACGACUUCAACCACAACAACUGCAGAGGUAAUUACACCUACCACAGGUGGAACUACAAAAGUUGAAGAAACCACAACGGAGACUAUUCCAUCAACAUCCACAGUGCCACCUAAAGUUGUCACCUCUGGCCCAACAACCACUUCCACCACUGUAAUUGUUGAAACGUCUACCUCAACAUCACAGUCCACAAUAACAGGUGAAGAAACAACAGGGCCAGUUGGCAUUACAUCCAGUCCAAUGACUUCAACAACAACAACAAAGGCACCCACCACAAAUGCAGAGGAAAUUACACCUACCACAGGUGGAACUACAACAGUUGAAGAAACCACAACGGAGUCUAUUCCAUCUACAACCACAACGCCACCUAAAGAAUUCACCACUGGCCCAACAACCACUUCCACCACUGUAAUUGUUGAAACCUCUACCUCAACACCACAGCCCACAUCAACAGGUGAAGAAACAACAGGGCCAGUUGGCAUUACUUCCAAUCCCACGACUUCAACCACAACAACUGCAGAGGUAAUUACACCUACCACAGGUGGAACUACAACAGUUGAAGAAAGCACAACGGAGUCUAUUCCAUCUACAUCCACAACGCUACCUAAAGUUGUCACCACUGGCCCAACUACAUCUUCUACAACUUAUAUAAUUGUAACUUCAAGUUCAACAUCACAGCCUUCAACAACAAGUACAGAAACAACAGAGCCAGUUGUCAUCACAGGCACAUUAACAACAACAACAACUCCUUCAGCAUCGCCACAAGUGAUUAUUACACCUACAUCACAAGCAGUCACCACCAGCCAGUGCAUUUGCAAUGUUAAUGGGACACAGUAUCUACCAGGGAACCUAGUGUAUAAUGUGACCGAUGCUUCAGGGUGGUGCUUUACGGCUUACUGCAAAGCAACGUGCCAAGUUGAAGUGGAAUCAAAUCCAUGUCCUUCCUCUACACCACCCACUGUAUCACCCACAACAUCAGAAGAGACCACGACCACACCACCAACAACUCAAUCCUCGCCAGACUGCACUAGCGUUCAGCCACCAAGAAAGAAUGGAGAAUCUUGGCAGCUGAAUAGCUGUACCACAGCAGUUUGCCAGGACGGCAUUGUUGUCCAGCUACCAGUAAAAUGCAAGCCAGUGGAGCCACUACAGUGUGAGAAUGGUCGUCCACCUGUCAAGGUCUAUGAUUCAACUGGAUGCUGCUUUACAUAUGAAUGUGAAUGUGUAUGCAGUGGAUGGGGUGGAUCUCACUACAUGACAUUUGAUGGAGUAUAUUACAAUUUCCAGGAGAACUGCUCAUACACCUUAGUGAAAGAAAUCAACUUCAAAUACAACCUUACCAUUAUUGUUGAUAAUCACUACUGUGGAAACGCCGACAGUGGAUUCUGUCCUCAGUCCCUUAUCAUUCAUUACAAAUCCUAUGAAGUGAUCCUAACCCAGCAGAGAUCUGGUGACACAACAGAAAAUGUGGUAUAUGUCAACAGUAAACGAAUCUACCCAGCUUACAGAAUGGGUGACAUUGCUCUAACAAGUACUGGUGUGGAGGUCGUGCUGGAGAUCACUGAUCUUAAGGUUCAGGUGUCUUACAAGGGGUCAUCAUUUAGCAUCAACCUUCCUUAUUCCCUCUUCCAAAGCAGCACAGAGGGCCAGUGUGGUACCUGUGAUAAUUCCCAGAAGAAUGACUGCCAGUCACCUAAUGGUCAGAUACAGAGCUGCUCAGUCGCAGCUAGCCAGUGGCUGAUUCCAAACCAGGACUGUCCAACUCCUCCAACAGCACCACCCUCUACCACCACGGCAACCCCAAGCACAUCCCCUACCCCCUGCAAGACAGUAAUUUGUGAAAUCAUGAACAGCAAGGUCUUUGAGGAAUGCCAUAAAGCGGUUUCUCCUGAUGCCUUCAUUCAGGCCUGUAGAUCAGAUGUCUGCAACAAUGCUAUUUCUAGCUGCUCUAGUCUGGAGGCGUAUGCAUCUGAAUGUGCAAAUAAAGGGAUCUGCAUUGACUGGAGGAAGUCCACAGAUGGAGAAUGUGAGCAUACAUGCCCAGACACUAAGGUGUACAUGCCAUGUGGUCCAGCAGUUGAACCAACAUGUAAUACAAAAUAUAAUGAGAAGUAUUUGAACAACCAAACCCAAAUGACCAAUAAGACGAAGGAGGGUUGCUUCUGUCCAUCUAAAACCGUCUUGUUCAGCACCUACUCUGAUACUUGUGUGGUCUCCUGUGGCUGCACUGGACCUGAUGGCAACCCCAAAAUGCCUGGUGAUACAUGGGAGAGUGGUUGCCAGCAGUGCACCUGUGACAUGGACUCCAUGAUUGUCCAGUGCCAGCCUAUCACCUGCCCCACACCAGCCACACCCAUCUGCAAUGAGACUGGAUACAGACUGGUGAACAACGCAGAAGGCUGCUGCCAGAAAUAUACAUGUGAGUGCGAUGCACUGCUUUGCCCCAAAGUCAUGAUGGACUGCCAACCAGGGUGGGAGGCAAUUAUAAGCACGUCCAUCUCAAGUUGCUGUCCAGAGUAUACCUGUGUUCCUAAGGGUGUAUGUGUCUACAAUAACAUUGAGUACCAGCCUGGUGCUGAAGUUCCUGAAGGAACUUGUGAGAAUUGUAUCUGCAGCUCGAUCAUGGAUCCUAGCACCAAGCUCAACAACAUUGUGUGCACAAAUAUCUCCUGCGACACUACAUGUUCACAGGGCUUCCAGUAUCAGGCCAUACCUGAUCAGUGUUGUGGGAAGUGUGUACAAACAAGCUGUGUGGUUACUAUGCCAGAUAAGACCAAACACACUAUUCAGGUGAACGAAACGUGGUCACCACCUGGUGACAAAUGUGUGAAGUACACAUGUGAGAAAACUGGUGGCCAAUAUAUACCAGGGGAGGUGAAGACUGUGUGCCCUGCAUUCAGCCCAGAGAACUGUGUCCCAGGCACAGAAAAGACAGACGCAAAUGGAUGCUGCAAGACUUGCACAGAACGCAGCAAUGUCUGUGAGAUGAAGUACACCACCACUAGCAUUGUCAUCAGUGGCUGUGCGACCGCUGAGCCUGUGGAGAUCAAUUCCUGCUCAGGAAACUGUGGAACCUCUUCUAUGUACUCAGCAGAGGCGAACACCAUGAUGCACUACUGCUCCUGCUGCCAAGAGGCGACCACUAGCCAGAAAGAGGUGGAGCUGAUGUGCCCUGAUGGGUCAAAGGUCAAGCACUCCUACAUCCACGUUGAGUCGUGUGGAUGUCAUGUCACAGACUGUGAUGCAGGCACGACCACCGCCCCGGGGACAACGAGACCGCGCAGGAGGAGGCGCUAAAAGUCUAGGGAGACAACAUGCACACUGCAAUAGGAAUUAUCCUCAUGACAUCGAAUGUUUAGUCCAAAUUUGUUUUCUUGUUACGUUUUAAUUAAAUCUGUCAUGCCAGUGUAUUUCUACAAUCGGUAGCACUUAGCAUUAUGUUCUUAUACCUUCAUUGUAAAAUUCAUGUAUUUUCUAUGAUAAAUGUGGUGGAGAAUCUCUUUUCUCAUUUGUAGUAAUUAAACAACAGCAGCAUCAUG